Messenger RNA from Clavispora lusitaniae ATCC 42720, 1113 nucleotides. It is a transcript of the gene ASP1, whose product is annotated as asparaginase. Gene Ontology annotation, molecular function: asparaginase activity. The record is from RefSeq and is a predicted model, not a curated record. NCBI's taxonomy places the organism in Eukaryota, Fungi, Ascomycota, Pichiomycetes, Serinales, Metschnikowiaceae.
AUGCCAAGCGGAUCUGACAUCGAGAUCCAAGAGGACCACACUCACGACCACACGGUUUUCAAAGUCCGGUACCGGCAAAACUCUGUGUCUACCAUCGACUCUGUUUCAAGCCAGGGCUCGCUUCGUCUUCCCGUCAUCAAAGUUUUGGGAACGGGCGGAACCAUUGCCGCCAAGGGCUCCACCGCUUUCCAAACCGCGGGCUACCACGUCGAUCUCGCCAUUGAAGAUCUCAUUUCCGUGAUUCCCGACUUGUCCCACACAUGCGAAUUGCGCUUCGAGCAAGUGUUCAAUUUGGACUCCAAAGAGUUCACGGCAAAACAGCUUUUGGAGCUCCACGCCAAAGUGGAGGCCGAUUUGCAGCACCACGACGGCGUGGUGAUCACUCACGGCACAGACACUUGCGAAGAAACGGCGUUUUUCUUGGACUCCACCAUCGAAAGCGACAAACCUGUUGUCAUGUGUGGAAGCAUGCGGCCGCUGACGUCUGUGCUGGCCGACGGGCCUUCCAACUUGUACCAAGCAUGUGUUGUGGCUGCAAAUCCUCAGAGCCGCCACCGUGGUGUUUUGGUCACCUUGAAUGACAAAAUUGGCCUGGGCUACUACAUCUCGAAAACCGACGCCAAUCUGUUGGACACAUUCAAGCUGUUGGGCCACGGGUACUUGGGAAACUUUGUCAACGGCGAGGUACACUACUACUUCCCACCGCAGCGGCCCACGGGUCGCCGGCUUUUCCGUUUGGGCACGGCACCGGCUUUACCGGAGGUCAUUGUGUUUUACGCCCACCAAGACUUCAACCACGACUUGGUUAAGCUUGCUGUGGAAAACUUGGCUGUUGCCGGCAUUGUAAUGGCAACAAUGGGCGCCGGUUCUUUGCGUGACGAUACCAAUGCUAUGUUGGCUGAGCUUUCACAGAAACAUGAGAUCCCUGUGGUAUACUCCAAAAGAUCUAUGGACGGUAUGGUUCCAACCGGAGCAAUGCCAAAGGGGCGCUACUUGGUUGCGGGAGGCUAUUUGAACCCGCAAAAGGCCCGUCUCCUCUUGCAGUUAUGUUUGAAUGACAAAAUGGGCAUGCCGCAGAUCAGAAAAGUGUUUCGGGGCGUGUAUGGGGGUUGA